This is a messenger RNA of Sceloporus undulatus (fence lizard), 5145 nucleotides long. It is a transcript of the gene SLC2A1, whose product is annotated as solute carrier family 2 member 1. Gene Ontology annotation, cellular component: basolateral plasma membrane; apical plasma membrane. The transcript is spliced from 10 exons. Gene Ontology annotation, biological process: response to insulin; D-glucose transmembrane transport. The coding region runs from base 280 to 1767 and encodes 495 amino acids. Lineage: Eukaryota; Metazoa; Chordata; Lepidosauria; Squamata; Phrynosomatidae. The record is from RefSeq and is a predicted model, not a curated record.
UCAGGACCCAGACUCAGAAAGAGCACCAUCAGGAGGAAGGGAAGAAAGAAGGGAGAGAGAAAGAAAGAGGAAAAGAAAGAGAAGGAGGAGGAGGAGGAAAGGAGCAGCAGUAAGAGAAGGAGGAGGAAGCCCACCAGAAAGAAAGAAAGGCUCCCCCAGUUUCCUUGGGAAAAGCCCCUUCAAGCCCCCCCCCCCAAGGAUCCCCCCAGGAGAGACGGCGCCCAGGAAGAAGAGAAGGAGGAAGAGAAGAAAGAGGACGAGAAAGGAGAGAUCGCAGCCAUGGAGGCCGGAGGAGGAGGAGGCAAGCAGAUGACGGCUCGGCUGAUGCUAGCGGUUGGAGGAGCAGUAAUAGGUUCGUUGCAGUUUGGCUACAACACUGGAGUCAUCAACGCCCCGCAGAAAGUGAUAGAAGAGUUUUACAAUGAAACGUGGUACAACCGCUAUGGGGAGUAUAUCAGCCGUGGGACCCUGACCACGUUGUGGUCCCUCUCCGUGUCCAUCUUCUCUGUUGGUGGGAUGAUCGGGUCCUUUUCGGUCGGGCUGUUUGUCAACCGCUUUGGACGGCGGAACUCCAUGCUCAUGUCCAACAGCUUGGCCUUCCUUGCUGCCAUCCUUAUGGGCUUCUCCAAAAUGGGCAGCUCUUUCGAGAUGCUGAUCCUCGGACGCUUCAUCAUCGGGGCGUAUUCCGGCCUCACCACAGGUUUCGUGCCCAUGUAUGUUGGCGAAGUCUCACCAACGGCCCUUCGGGGAGCCCUGGGGACGCUCCAUCAGCUUGGCAUUGUUGUGGGCAUCCUCAUAGCACAGGUUUUCGGCAUGGAUUUGCUUAUGGGGAACAAGAACCUUUGGCCACUCUUGCUGGGCUUUGUUUUCAUCUUUGCCUUGAUCCAAUGUGUUCUGCUGCCUUUUGCGCCAGAGAGCCCCCGCUUCCUCCUCAUUAACCGUAAUGAAGAGAACAAAGCCAAGAGCGUUCUGAAGAAGCUCCGAGGGACGACAGACGUCAGCAGUGACCUCCAGGAGAUGAAGGAGGAAAGCCGGCAAAUGAUGCGGGAGAAGAAAGUGACCAUCCCAGAGCUCUUCCGCUCACCCAUGUACCGCCAGCCCAUCCUCAUUGCCGUGGUCCUACAACUCUCCCAGCAGCUUUCAGGGAUCAAUGCAGUAUUCUACUAUUCAACCAGCAUCUUUGAAAAAUCUGGGGUCCAGCAGCCAGUCUAUGCCACCAUUGGGUCUGGGGUUGUCAAUACAGCCUUCACAGUUGUCUCGCUGUUUGUGGUGGAGAGGGCAGGACGAAGGACUCUUCACCUCGUUGGGCUGGCUGGCAUGGCCGGCUGUGCCGUCCUGAUGACCAUCGCCUUGGCGCUUCUGGACCAAAUGGCUUGGAUGUCCUACAUCAGCAUCAUUGCCAUCUUUGGCUUCGUGGCAUUCUUUGAGGUUGGCCCAGGGCCCAUCCCGUGGUUCAUCGUGGCGGAGCUCUUCAGUCAAGGCCCACGUCCGGCUGCCUUUGCUGUGGCUGGCCUCUCUAACUGGACGUCGAAUUUCAUCGUAGGGAUGGGAUUCCAGUACAUUGAGGAACUCUGUGGUGCCUACGUCUUCAUCAUCUUCAUGGUGCUGCUAAUCCUCUUCUUCAUCUUCACGUACUUCAAGGUGCCCGAAACGAAGGGCCGAACCUUCGACGAAAUCGCCUCCGGCUUCCGCCAGGGGGGCGCCGGGCAAAGCGACAACAAGACACCGGACGAGUUCCACAGCCUGGGCGCUGACUCCCAGGUGUAAGCUGCAAAAAGACUGGUGGGGGCUUCUCCUUUGCUUCCCUUUUUCCUGCCUGUUCAUGACGCUUGUUUGCAGACGCCGGGUCCAAGGUGAAGUAGGUAUGUCCCGGUGCCAUUUCUGGGCCCCGCCCGCCUGGUGACGAACGUGACGCCCGCCUUGCUAGGAACGGUUAGCCGGUUUCAAGUCCAGGAUUUCAAUACUGACGAGAUUCAAAAGCAAUGGCUACAUUCGGGCCAAGUCUCCUCUUUUGGGGUGACCGAACAGCUUCCUCCCUUCCAUUGCGCACAUCCCAUGUUUGCAAGACUGGAAGCAAACCAUUUUAAAAACACAGGGCUAGAAAGAAAUUGAUUUUAGAAGAUCAACUUCUUCUAAAGGCCAUUUUUAAAAAAAGGUUAAGUUAACAGAGAUGGCUUUGACUUUCAGGUCAAGCUUCACCAGCAUUUUUAAACAAACUGAUUGGCUUUUUAUGAAAACGGCGAUGGGGUCCACACCAGAGCCUUCCCCAAGAUCUCCACCAUCUUGACUGCGUUGCAAAACUGAGGUCUGAGCCCACUUUGGGCAAAAUGGCUGCUUCUCUCAUCCCUACCCUGAAGUUUUUUAAUAGGUCAAUAGAGAUCAAGACGUUUGACACAUUAAAAUGACGCAUUAGAAGUAUCGAUGCUACAUGCAAUGUGCCACUUUUGAGGUCAGAACAAUUUUAUCAUUCAUCAUUAAUUUUGAAAAGUGACAGUGGCGACAGAGUUACUCUAGAGAUAAGGCAUUGCAAGCAGAGUUAAUCCUGCAGAAUCAACUCAUUGCUUCCAACGUUGGUUUGGAGGGUGUCCUUAUGGGGAAUUUGGAGCCAUUUUUAUGUGUAUAGGUGUUUCUUAAAAACAAAAAUUAACUCAUCAGCAAUGAAAUUGAACCACUUUUAGUAACAAGUAACGCUCAGUUACUUUCUAAAGGAAAAAGAAAGCCCUAAAGAGCAAUGGAUUAUUUGUAUAAAAAGUAAUAUCCCUUGCUCUGUUUUCAGGGGGUUCACUUGCCAAAAUCCUUCAGCACCCCAAAAUCCGUGUCACGUAAACUGGGGGGAGAUUGAAAGUGGGGCAUUAAUGGAGCAAAGUCAGUUUCAGAAGGAAAGAAAAAUAUUCUGCAUUGAUUUGAGUUGCCUCUUGGCAAGAUUUGCAAUCUGUAUCAUGCUCUAAAGCAGGAAUAGGAAAAUCCAUGGCCCACUAGUUGAGAUCCGUCUGCAACUCAUAGCAUCCCUCGCUAUUGGCCACGUUGGUGAGGGUUGAUGGGAAUUAGAGUCGGAUGACACAGGUUGCGGAGGAUAUUCCGUUUUGUUAAGGGAUGGAUUCAACGCCCCUCAGAUAUGGAAUCUUGUGCCAUGUUGUCUAUGGCUUCUAAAUGGUUUAAAGAAGAUUUGGGUCACCUCUGGCCAGAUUUCCAAAGUCUUUUGGAAGUUCAGAGCCCUGCCCAGAAAGAUUUGUGGUUCUGCAGGAAUGUGCUGGAAAGAGAAGGUGCAGAAAGAGCAAGGAGAGAAAAAGAAGGGUUUCUCCCCCUCCAUUUUGGCUCUGUUCCUGCCCACCGCUCAUUUGCAUUGAGCAAAUGAACCCUGGAGGGAAUGAAUGAGAGAAGACAAGUCCCCCAUCCCAAGAAUGAGUCUGCUAUCCGCCUUCUGUCUUCAGAAAAGCAAACACAACCCAAGGUUCUGUGUGUAGGUCUCACCGCUCUUCCUCCUCCCAAGGGGUCAGAUCAAAAGGUCCACCAGCCUCUGGUUUCUAACAGGUUUGCACCUGGAGGCAGAGUGCCUCUGAAACUGGAGGUUCCUGUUAGGUUAGCUUUGGACAGCCUUUUCUUCACCUUCCUUCCAAGCCAUCAAAAUGAGUGGCCAUUUCUACCCCUUUGUGGCAGCCAAUGCCACAUGGGUAGAAAGCUUCUCGGGGGGAAGAAGGAUGUUAGAACCUUAGGGACUCCUAGGGUCAUGCAACCCACAGAAUCCUAGAGUUGUAAGAGACCUCAAGGGCCAUCCACUCCCACCCCAUCCUUCCAUGCAGGAACUCACAAAUUGCCCCCGACAGAAGGCCAUCCAGACUCUGCUUAAAAACCUCCAAAGGAGGAGACUCCAUUGGAGACCAUGGCAGCGUCUUCCACUGUUGAACAGCCCUUACUGUCAGGACGUUCCUCCUAAGGUUUAGGUGGAAUCUCUUCUCCUAUCCAGACCCUCCUAACGCUGAACUGAAACCAUUUUGACAGGUGGCCAUCCAACCUCUAUUUCAAAACUUCCAAUGAAGGAGAAUCCACAGCCUUCAGAGAAUUUCCUUCUUUAGCAGAGGCUCUACUGGUAAAAGAAGGGAAGUCUUCCCUCAUGUUGUGCUGGAAUCUCCUUCUCUACUGGUUUGGUUCUUACCCUUUGGAGCAGCCACCACAACAAAUCCAAGCCAUCUUCCAUCCCUCCCUGCCUUUCCGAUAUUCGAAAGGCGAGCCCCAGAGAACAACGCGGCCCGAGCCGCACAUAUCGCGUGCCUCUCCCCCCAGAGUGUCCUUUCCUCCCUUCCUUCUCCCCAAAGGACCCAUAAAAGACACAGUUCUAUUGUGCCAAUCCCAGUGGGCCUUUGGCAUCCUCUCCCCAUUGCCCUCGACAAACCUUUGGACUCACUGAACCAAAAAAAGAAAGAAAGAUUUUAACAUUUUAAAAACAAAUCAGUGAAAAUGGCUGCACACAUUUCCUGCUUACUGUGUAUAGACUGGAAAAAAAUAUUUAUAUUAUAUAUAUAUUGUAUUUUGUUGUUGUUGUUGUUGUUCAAACAUGUUAAUAGUACACUAAGUUAUAGUGUGGUUUCAGACGGACAAGCAAUUUAACUGUAAAUAUUUCUUGAAUUCGACCCACACUGUAUGAUAAAACAGAUCUAGUUUCUGUAGCAACUGUAAUGCAAAACUUGUAUAUGACUAUAAUGACAUAUAUUUUUGUUUUUGUAUAGAUAAACUCACCUGCACUGUAGUUGCAUCUGUUGCACUGACAUUUUAGAAUUUCCUUGGUAUAUUCAACUCAAUUCACCCUUGACCUUAAAAGAACCCCUGGCUCCCUGAAAAAGAUUAAGGUUUUUUGGUAGAAGCUCUUGGGCAGGUUUGCAAAAAAAGGAGAAAAAAUGCACAGCUAUUUAAUAGUCUAUUUUUUAUUUAUUUGUCUGUUUUUAAAGUGAAGACACAGCCACACUUGAAAAAAAGACAAUGAUGUUUUUAGGAAUUUUAAAACAAAAAAGCUGUGGACUUUGUAUUUGCUGUGUAUGGUGUGAUGUCAGACUGGACUCCUUUCUGAAGUGCCAACAAGAAAAGAAAACACAUACAGAAAGGAGGCGCUUGUAUGGAGAGAAUAAAUGAAAUGAGCGGUUGAGAAUCCUG